This is a messenger RNA of Miniopterus natalensis, 2102 nucleotides long. It is a transcript of the gene HDC, whose product is annotated as histidine decarboxylase. Gene Ontology annotation, cellular component: cytoplasm. Lineage: Eukaryota; Metazoa; Chordata; Mammalia; Chiroptera; Miniopteridae. Gene Ontology annotation, biological process: L-histidine catabolic process; histamine biosynthetic process. The record is from RefSeq and is a predicted model, not a curated record. Gene Ontology annotation, molecular function: pyridoxal phosphate binding; histidine decarboxylase activity.
AUGGAGCCCCAGGAGUACAGGGAGAGAGGAAAGCAGAUGGUGGAUUACAUCUGCCAGUACCUGAGCACCGUGCGGGAGCGGAGGGUGACCCCAGACGUGCGGCCAGGCUACCUGCGAGCCCAGCUGCCCGAGAGCGCGCCUGAGGAGCCCGACAGCUGGGACAGCAUCUUCGGGGACAUUGAGCGAAUCAUCAUGCCUGGGGUGGUGCAUUGGCAGAGCCCCCACAUGCAUGCCUACUACCCAGCCCUCACCUCUUGGCCAUCACUGCUGGGAGACAUGCUGGCUGAUGCCAUCAACUGCUUGGGAUUCACCUGGGCUUCCAGCCCUGUGUGCACGGAGCUGGAGAUGAACGUCAUGGACUGGCUGGCGAAAAUGCUGGGACUCCCAGAGCACUUCCUGCACCACCACCCCGGCGGCCACGGGGGAGGCGUCUUGCAGAGCACAGUCAGUGAGUCCACCUUGAUCGCCUUGCUGGCAGCAAGAAAGAACAAAAUCCUGGAAAUGAAAGCAUCUGAGCCCGGGGCCGACGAGUCCUCCCUGAACGCGCGGCUCAUUGCCUAUGCUUCUGACCAGGCUCACUCCUCGGUGGAAAAGGCUGGUUUGAUUUCUCUUGUGAAGAUGAAGUUUCUGCCUGUGGAUGACAACUUCUCACUCCGAGGGGAAGCUCUCCAGAAAGCCAUCGAGGAAGACAAGGAGCGAGGCUUGGUGCCUGUCUUUGUCUGUGCAACCCUGGGGACCACUGGAGUCUGUGCGUUUGACUGCCUGUCAGAGCUGGGUCCCAUAUGUGCCAGGGAAGGGCUGUGGCUCCACAUCGAUGCUGCCUACGCGGGCACCGCCUUCCUGUGCCCCGAGUUCCGGGGCUUUCUGAAGGGCAUCGAGUAUGCCGACUCCUUCACCUUUAAUCCUUCCAAGUGGAUGAUGGUGCACUUUGACUGCACCGGCUUCUGGGUCAAGAACAAGUACCAGCUGCAGCAGACCUUCAGCGUGAACCCCAUCUACCUCAGGCAUGCCAACUCGGGCGCAGCCACCGACUUCAUGCACUGGCAGAUCCCUCUGAGCCGGAGGUUUCGCUCUAUUAAGCUCUGGUUUGUGAUUCGGGCCUUCGGGGUGAAGAACCUGCAAGAGCACAUCAGACACGGGACUGAAAUGGCUAAAUAUUUUGAAUCUCUGGUCAGAAGUGACCCUUUCUUUGAAAUCCCCGCCAAGAGGCACCUUGGCCUGGUGGUUUUCCGUCUGAAGGGUCCCAACUGUCUCACGGAGAGUGUGCUGAAGGAAAUAGCUAAGGCCGGCCGUCUCUUUCUCAUCCCGGCCACUGUCCAGGACAAGCUGAUCAUCCGCUUCACCGUGACAUCCCAGUUCACCACCAGGGACGAUAUCCUGAGAGACUGGAACGUCAUUCGCGACGCUGCGACUCUCAUCCUGAGCCAGCACUGUACUUCCCAGCCUAGCCCUCAGGUCGGGGACCUCAUCCCCCAAGCCAGGGGCUGCAGGGCCCUGAGCAGUGGAGUGUCCCUGCAGUGCGUCAGCGGGGCAGAGGGUGACCUAGCCCAGGCCCCAAGGAUCCCCAGCGAUGAUCCUCAGAGGAUGAUCCUCGCCCAGGUCAAGCAGCCUGAGCGUGCGGGAGCCGGCUCUGGGAGGAGGGAAGACAGCCGCCACCUUGAAUCCCUGCUGGACCCACCUGAUGACUGCUUUUCAGAAGAGGCCCCGGCUGUCGCCAAGCACAAGCUGUCCUCCUUCCUGUUCAGCUAUCUCUCGGUGCGGAGUAAGAAGAGGGCCGUGCGUUCCCUCAGCUGCAACAGCGUGCCCGUGAGCGCCCAGAAGCCGCUGCCCGCAGACGGCUCUGCGAAGAGCGGGGGCUGCUCCAGGGCUAAAGUCUUCUCUAGGUUUCCAGAGGAGAUGAUGAUGCUGAAGAAAAGUGCCUUCAAAAAACUAAUCAAGUUCUACAGCGUCCCCAGCUUUCCCGAGUGCAGCUCUCAGUGUGGGCUGCAGCUGCCCUGCUGCCCCCUGCAGGCAAUGGUUUAGCCCGGGCCCUUCGCCGAGUCCACGGGUGUGUUUCAGGGAGUCUCUGAGCCCCUCGCAAUUGUAUGCUGAAUUUGUGUGCU